CAAGAGGAGGCAAAGUGUGUGAAGGAAAGCCUCACAGGGGUGAGGAGAAAGCUGUCCAAAGCCAGCUGGUCUGGCUUUGAGAGAUUCAACAGGAAAUAUUGGAGGAAAAGAAAGACAGAAAGACAAAGUAAGAAUAAAGCAUUAGGGUUAAAGAAAGUUUGUGAAAGGAAGAGAUUUUUACAGCUGAAGUGAAGAGAGAUACAUGCAGAGAAGGCCUUUACAGCAGGUUCUGUGAAGGCAGCAGUAGCGAAGUGGAUUCAGGAAAAUUUCUUUCCUUAGGAGGAGGAACCAGCAGGAAGCAAAGUAUCGUGACAGGAAGCAAGUGUGUACAAGUGCAGCGUUCGAUCGGCCUGGAUUUCAGGCCUGAGCAGAGAUUUUCCGCACUUUGAUCAUUGGAUAGCGGUGCCGACGCGUCGAGAGAAAGACUGAAAAAAGGAAGAUAGAAGGAGAGGAAGACGAGCAACGAGAGAGGUGGUGUACGAUGUGUUAGUGGAGCGCAGGAAGACAAUCACCAGUGUUUUUUUCCCCGAUUUUCUCUGGCUGCCAGAGAGACCUACCAGGACACGAAGAUGGGACGGAAGAAGAUCCAGAUCACACGGAUUAUGGACGAGAGAAAUCGUCAGGUCACCUUCACAAAGAGGAAGUUUGGCUUGAUGAAGAAGGCCUACGAACUGAGUGUCCUGUGUGACUGCGAGAUCGCUCUCAUCAUCUUCAACAGCUCCAACAAACUCUUUCAGUAUGCCAGCACAGACAUGGACAAAGUUCUGCUGAAAUACACAGAGUACAACGAGCCCCAUGAGAGCAGGACGAACUCAGACAUCGUCGAGAAAUUAAGAACCAAAGGCCAUAAUGACUGUGCCAGUCCUGAUGCUGAUGACUGUUUUGGGCACAGUCCCCUCAUGGACGAGCGUUUGGGCAAACUAAAUGAAGCACUAAACAAGAAAGAGCACAGAGGCUGUGAUAGCCCGGACCCCGAUGCCUCAUAUGUCCUCACCCCCCACACAGAAGAAAAAUAUAAAAAAAUUAAUGAGGAGUUUGAUAAUAUGAUGCGAAAUCAUAAAAUCCCCACAGGUUUGCCACAGCAGAAUUUCUCCAUGCACGUGGCGGUACCGGUGUCGACCCCCAACCACAUGUCCUACAACCCCGGACUUGCUCUGAGCAGCCACGGCCUGCCAGCUGCUGCCACACUAAGUGAUGCUGCCAUGCUGUCCCCUCCUCAGACCUCACUCCAAAGAAAUGUGGUGCCCACCAAUGCUCCUCACAGGCCGCCCAGCACAGGAAGCGCAGGAAAUGGCUUUGUGAACACCAGGGGCUCACCAGGGCUUCUGGGUACACCUAGUGGAAAUGGGCUGGGGAAAAUCAUGCCUACGAAAUCACCGCCGCCCCCAGGAGGAAGCAUGAGCAUGGGGAACCGAAAACCAGACUUGAGAGUGGUCAUACCUCCUUCCAGUAAGGGAAUGAUGCCACCUCUGUCGGAGGAGGAGGAGAUGGAGUUGAACACCCAGAGAAUAAGCAGCUCCCAAGGGAACCAGCUUCUUGCCACACCCGUGGUGUCUGUCACCACUCCAAGUCUACCACCACAAGGCCUCGUCUACUCCGGCAUGCCAACCGCCUACAACAGUGAAUAUUCCCUAAGCAGCGCAGAGCUCUCCUCACUGCAAGGUUUCGGUUCUCCGGGGCUCUCACUGGGCUCCAUGUCGGCAUGGCAACAGCAUCAACUGGGCCAGGCAGCUCUCAGCUCGCUGGUGGGCAGCGGUCACUUACCUCAGGGCUCCAACCUGUCUAUCAACACCAACCAGAACCUCAACAUCAAAUCAGAGCCCAUUUCACCACCACGUGAACGCAUCACCCCGUCUGGAUUCUCCCACCAACAGCAGCAGCAGCUGCCUCCGUCCUCCAGCCGCCCCGACAUGGGUCGCUCUCCCGUCGACAGCCUGAGCUCCUCAUGUUCUUCGUACGACGGCAGCGACCGCGAAGAUCAUCGAGCCGAAUUCCACUCCCCUAUCCUAGGCCUAAGCCGUGCGCUCGCACCCGGAGCUGACGACCGUCACAGCCCGUCCGUCAAACGCAUGCGCAUGGACUCCUGGGUCACAUAAAAUGCUCCAGGAGGGCCGAGCAGGCCACAGGGGGUGAAAGAUGUCGACAGGCCAGAG
Trichomycterus rosablanca is the source of this 2153-nucleotide messenger RNA. It is a transcript of the gene mef2aa, whose product is annotated as myocyte enhancer factor 2aa. Gene Ontology annotation, molecular function: DNA-binding transcription factor activity, RNA polymerase II-specific; histone deacetylase binding; protein dimerization activity. NCBI's taxonomy places the organism in Eukaryota, Metazoa, Chordata, Actinopteri, Siluriformes, Trichomycteridae. Gene Ontology annotation, biological process: cell differentiation; positive regulation of transcription by RNA polymerase II. The record is from RefSeq and is a predicted model, not a curated record. Bases 570 to 2096 code for a protein of 508 amino acids. The transcript has 12 exons.